Messenger RNA from Manacus vitellinus (golden-collared manakin), 1869 nucleotides. It is a transcript of the gene LYVE1, whose product is annotated as lymphatic vessel endothelial hyaluronan receptor 1. Lineage: Eukaryota; Metazoa; Chordata; Aves; Passeriformes; Pipridae. The record is from RefSeq and is a predicted model, not a curated record. The coding region runs from base 124 to 1068 and encodes 314 amino acids. The transcript is spliced from 6 exons. Gene Ontology annotation, molecular function: transmembrane signaling receptor activity; hyaluronic acid binding. Gene Ontology annotation, biological process: cell adhesion. Gene Ontology annotation, cellular component: plasma membrane.
GAAGUUGCUUUCCAGAAGUCAUCUCAACAGAGGUCUGGCAGUAUUCAAUACCUUAAUUUUCUUAGCACAGAAGACAAACCACCUUGAAUUCUCUAAUUUCCUGAAUUUUUCAAGUUGGUGACAAUGGCAACUAAUUUUGGAGUUACCUCAGCAGUGUUUUUCAUCUGGGUGAUGACAUUCAUGGCUCAAAAUUACUUUGUAACAGGUUCCAUUCAGUCACCUUGCAGGAUCACAGGUGUAGGACUCUAUCUCGAAAAGAAAGUGAAUUUCUCAGAAGCAAGUAAUGCAUGUAAUCAACUGAAUCUACAAUUGGCAAGUAAAGACCAAGUUGAAAAUGCUUUGAAACAUGACUUUCAAACAUGCAGCUUUGGAUGGGUGAAAGAUGGAUUUGUUGUUAUUCCUCGGACAACACCCAACAACAAAUGUGGUAAGGGCAAAACUGGACUAGUGCGAUGGAAUGCUGACCUCCUUCAAACAUUUCAUGUUUACUGCUUCAAUUCCUCAGAUAUCCAGAUUGAUUCAUGUAAACCAGACCCAACCACAGCAACAUUUCCUUCAUCGAGUGCAUCAACGGACUCGACUGCACACUCAGCCUCUGAUUUCACUGAGAACAUCACAGCAGUGCCCACUGUGACUGAGCCAGAGCAAUUCCUGAAAAACAGAAGGUUUCGUGUCAUCUGUGUAACUGAAACGUUACCCACAGAGGGGACCAGCACAGCGCUGCCAGAGGAAUCCUCUGCGACUGCCUCUCCCAGCCACACUGCCCGGUCUGCCUUUAAGAACGACUCUGUCAUCUUUGGAGGUAUCCCCACUGCACUUCUUGUCCUGGCAAUCAUCUUCUUCAUUAUUUCAGUUGUUCUAGCAGUCUGUUAUAUCAAAAAGUACAAGAAAACCUUCCCAUUUUUAAACAAGACUCAGGAAAAAGAAAUGGUUGGAACGGUUGCUCUCAAAGAGGCAAAGUUAAAUGACAAAACACCUGAGAAGGAAGCACAGACUAAUGGAAAUAAGGUAGAAGAGUCUAAAACUAAGCCUGAGGCCACAGUAAAAUGUCUAGAAGCAGAAGUUUAAAGCAAAGAAUGUACAAUUCUUGAUGGAAAUAUAAAAUUAAGCACACAGAACUUUGCAAUGCUUUUAAACUUGGCUGAUUGUGAAUACUCAUGAGUAUUUUCUCUAUCUUAACAUGUGAAACCUUGUUUUUUAAUAAUUACAUCUUUGUCUACAAAUAUUCUUGCAGGAGAACAUGGUAUUUUAUUUACUUGAAAUAAAUAAAAAAUCCAUAUUACAGCUCAUUUUUCAUCUAUAAUAAAGAAGUAAUUAGGAAUAUGCUAUUAAUGACAUGCACUGUGUUAACUAUUUGCAUUGAAUUCAGAUCAAUAUAUCAUUAAAAGGUUUUUAUAUCCAGCUGGAGGAUGUCUGCUAACUUAAUGUCUAAUAUAAAAUGAUGAUACUGUAGUUAUUCCUCAUGUAGAUCAGCUUAUUUCCAUCCAGUAGUUGCACACUGUUUAAAAAAAGUCUGUUUACAAACAGAAGAAACAGUUCUGUUUACAAGUGCGUGAAAAACCAAAGGACUAACCCACUGUCAUUCAAAUACCCAAGAAAGGGUACAAAGAUGCUGAUGUCUAUAUAUACAGCAAAGAAUAACUUUCUUAGAUACCUUCAUCCUAUCAUAAUUUUAUUUAUUAAAACCAGUAGCAUCUUCUGCAUCAGAUAUAUUGACAGGGGUGGGGAAAAAAGCCUUGAUCUGUAUCUCAACACUUAUAUUUGAGAUAUUUUGUGUAUAUUUAAGUGUGGGUUUCAUAAUAAAGGUCUCAGGUGGUAUGGGAUGUUUACAGUGCUUCAUAAAAAAUAAAGUAUGGUUGGUAUGUUUGU